Spinacia oleracea (spinach) is the source of this 591-nucleotide messenger RNA. RefSeq lists its product as uncharacterized. The coding region runs from base 1 to 591 and encodes 196 amino acids. NCBI's taxonomy places the organism in Eukaryota, Viridiplantae, Streptophyta, Magnoliopsida, Caryophyllales, Amaranthaceae. The record is from RefSeq and is a predicted model, not a curated record. The transcript has a single exon.
AUGAAGGUUGUUGAUAAUCAACUGGAUGAAGAUUCUUUAGAUGAGCAUUGGGAUUUAGUUGGUGAUGAGGACGAUGAGGUUGAGGGUGAUGAGGGUGAUGAGGGUGAGAGUGAUGAGAGUGAUGAGGGUGAUGGUCAUGAGGUUGAUGAGGAUGUUGAUGAAGAUGUUGAUGAUGGGGUUGAAGAUGGUAAUGAUUACGAAGUAAUUGAUGAUUAUGAUGAGGAACUGGAUGCAGGUGAUGAAUUGGAUGAAAAAGUAUUUGUGGCAAAUGAUGAUGACCUUAAUGAGGAUACGGAGUUGGAUGAGGUUGUUGGAGAUUUAGGUAAUGGGGAAGGUGGAGAAGGAAGAAGUUCUGCAGUUUAUAGUACCCCUAUUAAGAAGACAAAAGGUACAAAUGGUCCGGUCAUGGCGACCCCUGUUGUUGGUAUGAGUUUUAGUACUUGGGAAGCUAUGAAUAACUAUUAUCGUUUGUAUGGGGAGCAACAAGGAUUUGGUGUAGUUUGUGUUGGUGGAAGUAUAUCUAGCAAAGAAAGGAAAGAAUUAAAGUGGCAAAGAAAGUGGCAAAGAAAGUGGGAAAUCAAAAUCCCUUAA